Molecule: messenger RNA, 702 nt
Organism: Seminavis robusta
Lineage: Eukaryota; Bacillariophyta; Bacillariophyceae; Naviculales; Naviculaceae
Source: the annotation of a GenBank genome assembly
AUGGGAUUAGAAGAAGGAAGUGAGGUUUCUGGUGAGGUACGAGUCAAGUUUCAAGUGGAGAUUAGUGAUACCUGUCCACCUCCUUUUCAAGAGGAAUGGAUUCCCUUGGCGGCUGCAUUAACUGUGUCAGAAGAACUCGGUGCCGCGCCUGCCACACCAUCAGGGUUAGUCUGUGGGAAUGGAGCCAUUCUGUCAAGCAAUGAUAAUGGCAAGCUGAGCAUUGUGGUAUCCAAAAGUGGGCGUGUGGCAGGACCCAAGUUGUCAAAGGCUGAUUUUGUAAGAGUUCUCCAGUUUGAUUCCACCGCAUGGAAGGCCACCUAUGGAGGUUGUGGUGAAUCAACCAGCAAGCCUUCCAGUGACACACCCUUGCUCUGGAAUGCCCUUGUGGUGGCACCCCAAAAGUUUCAUUGGACUCUCAAACCACAAUUCAUCUUGCAUGGACAUUCCUGCGCUUCUCAAGAAGAUGCAGAUCGAUUGAAUGUCCCUUGCUCUCCUACGGAAACACUCUUUAGUACACCGGCAGACUUGAAUGCAUUGAUGGACUUGUUGGAACAACACCCCUACCCAAAACAUCAAAUCUUUAUCCGCAAGAAUCAUGGCUUUUUUCUUCUUGCACAAGACCAGGAUGAAGCUUGUCGCAUUUUUCGAGAAGUUUUGGCACCACAGGCAGCAACCACAAUAUCAUUGUCACUAGAUAUUUGA